Molecule: messenger RNA, 5606 nt
Organism: Solea solea (common sole)
Lineage: Eukaryota; Metazoa; Chordata; Actinopteri; Pleuronectiformes; Soleidae
Product: monocarboxylate transporter 2-like
Exons: 5
Coding region: 172-1614 (480 amino acids)
Biological process (GO): transmembrane transport; monocarboxylic acid transport
Cellular component (GO): membrane
Molecular function (GO): monocarboxylic acid transmembrane transporter activity
Source: RefSeq, a predicted model, not a curated record
UCGCUCGCCCACUCACUCAGGAAAUUUGAACACAGAGCAGCAGUGAGUCCACACCGCGCGCGCACAGACACGGGCAUCUCUUUCUGCGCCAAGGUCACCGAGCCCGGGGAGGAAGCAGACUCACACCUCCGUCUCCUCUGAGUGAGUAGUCAGCGUUGAGGUGGGCCAGAGAUGCCGCCCCCUGCAUGUCCACCUGCAGUGCCCCCACCAGAUGGCGGUUGGGGUUGGGCCGUGGUGUUGGCCUCUUUCAUCUCCAUCGGCUUCUCGUACGCCUUUCCCAAGGCCAUCACUGUCUUUUUCAAAGACAUCCAGAUCAUCUUCGAUGCCUCCUACAGUCAGGUCGCGUGGAUCUCCUCCAUCAUGCUCGCAGUCAUGUAUGCCGCAGGUCCCAUCAGCAGCAUACUUGUCAACAAGUAUGGCUGCAGGCCCAUCGUCUUGAUGGGGGGCUGCCUCUGUUCCACUGGUAUGAUCUUAGCUUCCUUCUGCUCUAAUGUGUUGCAGCUUUACCUCUGCAUUGGCGUUAUCGGGGGUCUUGGACUUGCCUUCAACCUGCAGCCAGCGCUGACUAUGAUAGGCAGGUACUUCCAGAAGAAACGCCCCAUCGCUAAUGGACUGGCAAUGGCAGGCAGUCCGGUGUUCCUCAGUACCCUAGCCCCUCUUAACCAGUACCUCUUCAACAAUUUUGGCUGGAGAGGCAGCUUCCUCAUCCUGGGUGGCUUGCUGUUAAACUGCUGUGUGGCUGGUGCCCUCAUGAGACCUUUGGGGCCGCCACCCAAUAAGGCCAAGAAAGAUGAAGAGUUGGCUGUCGUCCCCACCGCUACGAAACAGAAACGUUCUGUCUGGAAAAUAGUCAACAGUUACCUGGACUUGACUCUGUUCAAACACCGUGGCUUCCUUAUUUACCUUGUCGGCAACGUCAUCAUGUUCUUGGGCUUCUUUGCACCUAUUGUUUUCCUUGCAGCCUAUGCCAAGGACAUGGGUGUGGAUGAGUACUCAGCUGCCUUCCUGCUCUCGAUCCUGGCUUUCGUUGACAUGUUUGCCAGGCCAUCCAUGGGGCUACUGGCCAACUCGCGCUGGGUUCGGCCAAAGAUCCAAUACUUUUUCAGCUUUGCUGUACUGUACAAUGGUGUCUGCCACAUCCUUUGUCCUUUGGUGGAAUCCUACACUGGUCUAGUUGUGUAUUCAAUUUUCUUUGGCUUUGCCUUUGGCAUGGUCAGCUCAGUGCUGUUUGAAACGCUCAUGGACCUGGUUGGGCCUCAGAGGUUCUCCAGUGCUGUGGGCCUAACCACCAUUGUGGAAUGCUGUCCAGUCCUUCUUGGUCCACCACUUGCAGGGAAACUGGUAGAUGUCACAAAGAACUACAAGUACAUGUAUUUUUGCUGUGGAGCCGUCGUGAUUCUGGGUAGUAUUUGGCUCUUCAUUGGAAACUUCAUCAACUACAGACUCUUGGAUCGUGAGCGCAAACAACAAGAAAAGUACAAACGGACUGAAACAGAAGACCCAGACCAAGUUAAGGCUCUGGCGGCGGCUGAUGGGGAAGCCCAGGCCUCUGAGGAGACGAUCAACAAAGGUCAGAGAGACGCAGAUCCUAUGCAGCAGGAAACCAACAUCUAGAGCCUUAUGCUUCAACUUCAGUGCAACACUGUCAACAAUGAUCAAACUGAGGUCCAUGAUUAGAGGUGCCCGUGGGUGUUCCACCAGGCUCCAUUUAGGGUCCACUGCAUUUCUCUACAAGUAACUUCCUAAGCAGCGAUUGUAUUGUAGAAAGCUAUGAGGUGUAUCUGAUUGUGAAAGAGUAACAGCUAUGAAUGAGAGAAAAAUAUAAGAUAUUAUACGCAUAUAAAGAGUCAGAAAAGGACUGUGGAAAGCAGUGUAAAACUAUAUUUUCUUUUUUGCCACAAUCACCUCAUAUCAGAUUUAUUGUAAAUAAAUGAAUACAACUAGUUACAGACAGGGUACGAGAUAAUUGUUUCUUUUGGGAACUGUGAAUCAAAUCUGCUUAUUUUUUAGUAUUUUUUUGUAGAAAAUCAGUCUAUUAACUUUGCUGCAGUUUGUUAGAUGUUGCUUUUUUAGCGAUCUGUCUGUCCCCACAACUAUUCCAAGAUGGUGAAACAAUUCCUUUUUCCGUCCUUGUCUUCCGAUGUGAAUGCAGCAUCAGCAUGUAGCACCAGUAACCUGGUGAACCCAUGUUUGAAUUUAGAUCAAAAUAACACAAAUUCAAAGGAACAGAGGUGCUGAUUUGUUAGCAUAGGAAAUAAACGAUACAGCGGUGAGUGGCCAUGAGGAAGUUUGCUGAGCAACAACAUUUAAUGGCGGCUGCAUAGUCCUUCACAAAGACAAUAGUUUUCACAACACUGAAGAUUUCAAUGGUUGAUGAUUUCAAUAGUCAGCUAUCACUGUAUAAUAAUUUAUCAUUGAGGAACAAAAGAGGAGUUGUUGAGUUUCCUGGUCUUGGCUACUGUCUUGGCUACUGUAGGAAACAAAAAAAACUCAUGGUGUCACUUCCGUUGUGAAUGCUUGAAUAUUGAGUUCGCCGUACUCUGGGAAUGGUCGAUCCAUUUUGUGACACAUGCAGAAGUCCUAAUGGCUUCGUUUCAUAUGGCAAGUGGGCAUCCUAAAAUGUCCACUCCCAUUAAUAAAGAACAGAUGUGUUCACAGCUGCUGAUGCUGGUGUGCACCUACAGUAUACUGCCCACCUGAGCACUGUAAUGUGGUGCCAAUAUCUCACUUUAAUACUCUCGGUCAUAAAAUGCUCCCUGUAAGUCGUCUGAUGCUUCAUGUUGCACUCAUAUACAGUAUGCUGCACUAAGAAACAAAUGGCCAUACUACUCCCCAAACAUCUUUAUAAAACUGCUGCAAUCCGAUGAAUUUAAUUAUGGUUGAAUGUAAUUUACUCUAUGGGCCUUACUAAGGUGUUAUUGACCAAAACCUGUCUGCAUAUGAAUGGGUUUUCUACAUAAUCUAUCCUUUAAGCAAUAUAAUCUCAUAUAUUUAAAUGCAGAUGUACAGGGAGAUGUGCAGUAUUUAGUUUUGGUCCAUUCUAGAGUACAUUGCCUUAAAUGUGAUGCGAUGUGUUUUCAGUUGUACAGUGCAUACUUGAUGGGAUUAUAUGAAGCCGAUCCACCUUUGUGUUAAAUGUGACCACUCAUUUUGUUGUUACACUCACAAGAAAACAAUAUAACCUGUGUCUAUAUUGUGAAUUUAAUGCAGUGAGAUGACGCCUGAAAGGUAUACUGCUAAUGAACUAAUGCUAAUCAAGUGUACCUGUACUAACAGUCCUAUUGUGUGUUACCAUUCGUAGUGGAUCUUCAUAUUGUGGAACGGUUUAACUGUCGUCUGUCGCUGUAAGUGUCAGUGUUGCUCCAUAUUCUAUCCAUUCCACGUUUUUCAUUUUUUUUCCCCACUGUGCUGUUGAUCACAAACCCUGAGGCUGAAUGCAGACCACGUGGUGCAGCGUCUCCGACGUCCUAACAGAAGCCAAAACGCAUUUUGAUAAAAACGAAUGUAGGUUUUCAAAGAAAACGUGAGGCUACUUCAGACCUGACCAUGGUUUCAUUUCCAUUUUCGUAUGGAAAUCAGUCUAUUUUUGAAGCAGCACCUUCAACAACACAGGUUACAUUUAUUGAUUCACUCACUUAGUAAAUCUGUUUAUUUUCGCUUUUUAAUUCAGUCACCAAAAAUGCACUUUGUUCACCAGCAGCUCAUGCAAAGAUUAGUAUUUUCAUACAUUAUCGGUGUUGUCCUAAAUAAAUAAAUAAAUAUAAAAAUUAACACCUUAUGAAUGUCACUUAUCCUGCUUUGCACCUAGUUGGUAGAGAGAGGGACUGCUUUCAUUCACUGUGCUCACUGUGCAUGCUUAUGAAUAGAACAGACUGCUGUACAAUCACUUUCUACCUAAUAACACUGCCCCCUGCUGGUUUCAAAUUACCUAGACCAAAAGGUAUAUAUUUCUUUUUUGUCAAACAUUUUAGGUUUCAGUUUCAGAGCCAAUACAAAUGUAUUUAUACUUUUUUUUGGUGAUGGGAAUAUUCUUUUUUAUUGUUACUUAUAUACUAAUGUAAUAGAAAAUACAAUUCUAUUAUGAAAAACUACUACUACUACAUGCUGAAUCUUUACAUGCAUGUAUUUUUACCAUUUUAGGAAUUGUGUGCCACUUUCUUCCUCCAACAAUCACAAUCACAAUCAAGUGUACAAAUAGAGCAGGUCGUUCCUUAUGUAUAUGCAGAGGAAUGCCACGACAAAAGGUUAUAUAUACUAUAUUUGACGUGCACCAUUAGCCUUAUCAGUUGUAUUGUUUGACAUAGCAUGUAUUUUGUGUUUCCGUUCUUGCAUAUUUAUGCAUACACUGGUGUUUAGUCAGAGGUACAAUUUCAAAAUUUGCUUAUUUAGCAAAGAGGUUGAGUUAAAAUUAUUUUAUUUAUUGUCAUCAGUAAUAUAUUAUUUCUAAUAAUAUAUUAUUAUUUCUUUAAAUAAGUUAACUGUUGUUCACCGUUUCCUUGGAUUUGUAUGUUUGUUUGUUUUGUUUUCCAUAAUGUGUGGAACUGAUAUACAGAGUGUAAAAGGGUUUUAAGCUUGUAAAAUAUAAUAAAAGAGAGUGGGGGAGGUGUCACUCAGGAUGUUAACGGAAAAUGUCUUGUUUGUCUUCCGAAAAAGCACUUAUGACUUGAACGAUGGCAGAUUGGAUUUUACUGUAAGAAUGUCUCUGAAUUGUAUAUCUGUCAUUAUUGAAUAACAUUCUUCAAAGGAACGGCUGAAAGUGAUUGUUUUCAUUUGAAAUUGCCAUGUUUAUGCCGAAAUUAGAGAAUAUCCCGUUUAAAAACCUCCCACUGAAAAGCAUUUCAUUUUAAAUUUGCUAAUACUAAUCUCUUCCCACUGAUCCAUGCUGUCUCCUUGAAGCGAUUGUAGGAUUUAAAACAUUUUUAGUAGAACAAAAGUCUAUUCUUCAGAAUGAAAUCUUCCAUUUCCUCGCAUUGAUGUGGUGAGAAAACUGUAGAUUUGCUACUGGGAGGCUGAAGGACUGUCUAAGCUAAGCUAACUGUGCCUUAUUGUCCUACAAGGACCAUUUAUUUUUGCGAGUAUAUGAUCUUAGAGUAUUUUUUUAGGUUUUUUUUUUGGUCCUCUUUCCUACUGUCUGACUGUUUACAAGUCGAUUGCAUUCCAUACGUUUAUGUAAAUAAUUAAUUAACGUAGCUACUAAUUCAUAAUUGACUACUGGCUUAUAUGUGAACAUAUAAGCUACAAGUACGUGUGACCUCUUGAUCAGAUUUAGAAUUCUGGAAAUGAUAUUAACAUGAAAUUGCCAUGGUUACGAAUUUUAAAUUUGAGGACAGUUGUUUUGACAUGUUUGGACCUCCGUACCGUCGUGUGUCUCAGCAGUAAGGGCAGUCUUUUAUGUCCGUCCAGUAGCAGAUAUUGCUGUGUGCUCUCUCAUCAGGGAUCAGGGAUUAUUUCAGAUAUCAGUCAGUAUUUUUCCCCUACCUCUGCUGCCAUCAUGUCAGAGCCACAUGGGUUUAAGAGAAGUGAUCAAUGUUUUUGUAAAAUGGAGCAUAAAUAUAAAGAUAUCAUCUAUCACAGUAGCAACAAUAAACAUAGCGUAUGUCCACAUA